This is a messenger RNA of Ostrinia nubilalis (European corn borer), 1056 nucleotides long. RefSeq names its product lipase member I-like. Gene Ontology annotation, biological process: lipid catabolic process. The record is from RefSeq and is a predicted model, not a curated record. Gene Ontology annotation, molecular function: lipase activity. Lineage: Eukaryota; Metazoa; Arthropoda; Insecta; Lepidoptera; Crambidae. Bases 41 to 952 code for a protein of 303 amino acids. The transcript has 7 exons.
CUAAAUUGAUAUGUUUUAUAAAUAAGCAUUUUAUUCUCGAAUGUUUUAUUCCGUGUUGGAACAACGAACAAAGAUGUUUAAGGAAUUUCUGUGCUUCUUUGCCGUUUUGGCAUUCAUUGAAGCGACUCCACUGGACGCUCUCGCCCGAAAUGCUGGUGCUAGCAACACGUACACCCUGUAUACAAAGAACAACAGACUUACAGGUGUACUAGUGUCCGGCUUACUAUCUGCCACCUCAGGAUUUGAAGCCGGCCGGCUAACCGUGAUUCUCGUCCACGACCACGAAGGCAGCCGCACAGACGAAUUCAAUGACCUUGUAAAAUACGAAAUCCUCGAACAUAACGACGUAAACGUCGUUGUAGUAGACUGGUCUACUUAUGCCAGUUAUAAUUACAAUGCUGCCUACAUCGCUGUGCCAAGUGUCGCCGAGUACCUAUACAGUUUUAUCGUCAUGAAUUUAAGCAGCCUGCCUUUCGGUAACCUCCAUCUGAUUGGGUUUGGACUUGGCGCGCAUAUUUGUGGCAUGGCUGCUCGUCCUUUUGGAGGAGAGGUCGCCAGAAUAACAGGUCUCGACCCUUCUGGAUCAGGCUGGGGUACAAACAGCCCGCGCUUAUCAAAAAGUGACGCGAUUUAUGUAGAAGUUAUCCACACUGAUGGCAGUGGCUUGUCACCGAUCGGCAUCGGCACAGCUUUGGGAGACGCGGACUUCUUCGUCAACGGCGGGGGCAACCAGCCCGGCUGUCUGACCCACAGGUGCAGCCACAACCGAGGAUACGAAAUUAUGGCGGCAAGCAUGGACAACAAUAUCGAAGGCCGCCUAUGCAGCUCCACGCUGCAAAACACCUUGAACCUCUGCCGGGGAGUGACACUUGCAGUGGGAACCAAUACGCUCCAGAAACGAGGGAACGGCAUCUAUCGUGCCAACACUAAAAGAUAUUACCCAUUUGUCUAAGCAAGAAUAUACGAUUGCCAGUUGCUUCACAUCUCUGACUGCAACGCAGCAAAUAAGAGUAUACUUACCUAAUUGGUGUAUGAAUUAAACAUUUUUUAUAAUUA